Molecule: messenger RNA, 1659 nt
Organism: Panonychus citri (citrus red mite)
Lineage: Eukaryota; Metazoa; Arthropoda; Arachnida; Trombidiformes; Tetranychidae
Gene: Ctns
Product: cystinosin-like
Exons: 4
Coding region: 517-1344 (275 amino acids)
Biological process (GO): L-cystine transport
Cellular component (GO): vacuolar membrane
Molecular function (GO): L-cystine transmembrane transporter activity
Source: RefSeq, a predicted model, not a curated record
AUCAGUUGAAAUAAUUUCCUAUUAUCAAAAGUGUUGGUGGUUUUCACUGUUGAUAAAAUAAUCACUUCAAUUGUUGAUAUCUACUAAUUGUGAUUGUUUGAUUGUUCAUAAUCAUCACAGCGAUUAACAAUGAUGUGAAAGGAUUAACCUACUGAUUGCAUAUUAAUAAUUAAUAUAUAUAAAUACCUGUUAAUGUGUUUUAAUUGUUUUCCAUUUUUCUAUCAACUUGGUUUUCACCAGCACGAUUGAACGUGUUUACUAUUAUAUUUUGAAUUGAUUAUCUUUUCUCUAAUUUUCUGCUAAAUUUAUUUUUCUAUUUCAAGUGUUCAAUUAAUUGUAUCAUGUCUACAACCAGUUAAAGGAUUUAAUCGUCCAAUUAACAUGAUUAAACCAUCAUUAGAUUAAAAAAUCAACCACCAACAUCAGAUUACCAGAUUAUCCCGAACAUUUCAAGUGCUUUUAAUUGUUGGCUGACAGAUCAAAAUCAAAGUGACCUUACGUUUUACUCUUGGUAACAUGGAAACAUUGGAUAUAAUAAUUCAAAUUGUCGGAUGGAUUUACUUUGCUGCCUGGUCAAUCAGUUUCUAUCCUCAAAUUUUAAUCAACUAUCAGCGUAAAAAAGUGACCGGACUUGAUUUUAAUUUCAUCGCCCUUAACCUUUCCGGUUUCUUGUGUUACACCAUCUACAAUGUUUGCCUGUUUUACAUUCCCCGUUUCAAGGAGGAUUUUGUCCACUUUAAUCCAAACCAAACGGAGCCCGUUUUUGCCAACGACAUCGGCUUUUCAAUCCAUGCCACUUUCGCCACCAUUGUCACCAUAAUUCAAUGUCUCAUCUACGAACGGGGCAAUCAAAAGGUUCACAUUACCGUUAUCAUCGCUACUGUGGUCAUCUGGCUCGGCGCUGGUAUACUUACAGUGUUGGUCAUUGUCCACAAAUUAAACACUUUCUAUCAUGGUUAUUACUUUGCCACCGUUAAAUUGGGAAUCAGUGCUUCCAAAUACUUCCCUCAGGCUUACUUUAAUUACAAGCGUAAAUCAACAAUCGGCUGGAGUAUUGGAAAUAUAUUACUUGAUUUUACUGGUGGAUCAUUUAGUUUAAUUCAACAAGGAUUGUCAGCAAUUAAGGAGAAAAAUAUUGAUACAAUGAUCGGCAAUCCCGUUAAAUUUGGCCUUGGAUUAUUGUCAAUGGCCUUUGAUGUUUUCUUUAUGAUCCAACAUUACAUUUUUUAUGUUGAUCGAGAGGAACCCGAAGACAAUUCAAGAAGUGAUUUAUAUUAUCAAUCGGAUCAAAUUGAUUACAACAAUGAACAAAAUAACCGUAACAAUCAGCCUCACAUAGCUUAAUUGUUACAAAGUGUAACUUGAUUAUCUUGUCAACAACAAACUCUCCUAAUCCAUUACCACCAACAUCAUAAUCAUCAUCAUCCCCAUUUUUCAUCACUUAAUCAUUCAUAUAUUAGAUAAUUUAAUUCCGUUUAAUCUUAAUCGCCAUUUUAAUUGUUCCCCAGUAACUUUUAUAUAUUUAAUUAUUGUUGUGUUUUUCACAUUCACAUUUUUCAAUAUUUUCCUAUUCUCAAGCCAAUCUAUUUUUGUGCAAUAAGAAAAAUCAACAAAUUUUGAUUACAAUAUAAUAUUUUUAUAUUCAUCCAACCCAAAUAA